GCUACGUCAGGUCUCUCGCUUUGGCUGGUGCCCAAUCCCGCCCAAUUGCAACUUAUCCAAAAGGUGUUGCCAAAGCAGCCUAAGACACGUCCAGUGUCCGCUGCUUCCUACCCAGAUAUAACUCCUCAUAUCACACUGGCAAGCUCGGGAAAGGCAACGCAGGAUGCAAUCCUACGAGCCAUACCAUCUACUCUGCAUUCAAUUCCAGUCGAGUUCCAGAAGCUCGAAGUCGGCUAUCAUUAUUUUAGAUCUGUUUUCAUAUCUGUAAAGAAGACGACUGAACUCGUCGCGCUGCAUGAACAUAUUAUGGCUGCGCUCGACAGGGAUGGAGCAUCGCCUUCAGCCCCAGCAUUUCCGCACAUGUCCAUCAGUUAUAUUGCAGAUGAAGAUGGGGCUGCUGAGCGCAAGAAGGCCGUUGAUGAGCUGCGGGCUAUCGCAGUUGUUGAGUGUUCAGAGACGGACCUAGAUGAGGCAGAAACAGUUGUUCUUCGCUGUGGAGACUCCGAGGAAGGACAUGUGUGCCUUGCGGGAUUUGAAGGCACAGAAAUUUGGAUCGUCCGAUGUGAAGGACCAGUACAACACUGGCAAGUGUUACAUAAAAUAAUAGUGACACCAGACGUUACCUAG
Messenger RNA from Suillus fuscotomentosus, 627 nucleotides. Its product is annotated as 2',3'-cyclic-nucleotide 3'-phosphodiesterase. Gene Ontology annotation, molecular function: 2',3'-cyclic-nucleotide 3'-phosphodiesterase activity. The annotation marks the transcript as partial. Lineage: Eukaryota; Fungi; Basidiomycota; Agaricomycetes; Boletales; Suillaceae. The transcript has a single exon. Gene Ontology annotation, biological process: cyclic nucleotide metabolic process. The record is from RefSeq and is a predicted model, not a curated record.